GUGUCCGGCGUGGUGGGCGGGGCUCCGCGCUGUCACCGCGAUGAGGAGACGACGUCGCCGCCGCCGCCGCUGGGCCGCUCCGGGCUGCGCCCCUCGGGGCCUGUGAGGAGAGGCGCCGGGCCCUCUCGCCCGCCCGCCCGCCCGCCCGCCCGCCCUCACGCGCUCGCCCAGGCCCGGCCUGGCCGCCUCUCGCUCGGCCUUCGUCGCGGUUCUCGACGGCGGAGAAGAAUUAGAAGGUGCCAAACCCUUUUGCGCGUGGCGAUGUUGUGCUAGCGGAGGGAGCGAGCGCCCAGCGUCCAGGAUGCCGGUGCAGGCGGCGCAGUGGACGGAGUUCCUCUCCUGCCCGAUCUGCUACAACGAGUUCGACGAGAGCGUGCACAAGCCCAUCAGCCUGGGCUGCUCCCACACCGUCUGCAAGACCUGCCUCAAUAAGCUGCACCGCAAGGCCUGCCCCUUCGACCAGACCGCCAUCAACACCGACAUCGACGUCCUGCCCGUCAACUUCGCCCUCCUCCAGUUAGUCGGAGCCCAGGUCCCCGACCACCAGAGCAUCAAGCUCAGCCAUCUAGGAGAGAACAAACACUAUGAGGUGGCCAAGAAGUGUGUCGAGGAUCUGGCGCUUUAUCUGAAGCCGCUGAGCGGAGGCAAAGGCGUGGCCGGCCUGAACCCGAGCGCGCUGAGCCGGCCCAUGCAGAGGAAGCUGGUCACCCUGGUCAACUGCCAGCUGGUCGAGGAGGAGGGCCGGGUCCGGGCCAUGCGGGCGGCCCGCUCUCUCGGGGAACGCACCGUCACCGAGCUCAUCCUGCAGCACCAGAACCCACAGCAGCUCUCGGCCAACCUCUGGGCCGCCGUCCGGGCCCGGGGAUGCCAGUUCCUCGGACCAGCGAUGCAGGAGGAAGCCCUGAAGCUGGUGCUGCUGGCCUUGGAGGACGGCUCGGCCCUCUCCCGGAAGGUCCUGGUGCUGUUUGUGGUCCAGAGGCUGGAGCCCAGGUUCCCACAGGCCUCCAAGACCAGCAUCGGACACGUGGUGCAGCUCCUCUACCGCGCAUCCUGCUUCAAGGUGACCAAGCGGGACGAGGACUCCUCGCUGAUGCAGCUGAAGGAGGAGUUCCGUGGCUACGAGGCCCUGCGCCGGGAGCACGACGCCCAGAUCGUCCACAUCGCCAUGGAGGCCGGCCUGCGCAUCUCGCCCGAGCAGUGGUCCUCCCUCCUCUACGGGGACCUGGCCCACAAGUCCCACAUGCAGUCCAUCAUCGACAAGCUUCAGUCCCCGGAGUCCUUUGCCAAAAGCGUUCAGGAGCUGACCAUCGUUCUGCAACGGACGGGCGACCCUGCCAAUCUAAACCGGCUCCGUCCCUACCUGGAGCUUUUGGCCAACAUCGACCCUAAUCCAGACGCGGCGUCUCCCACGUGGGAGCAGCUGGAGAGCGCCAUGGUGGCUGUCAAGACGGUGGUCCACGGCUUGGUGGACUUCAUCCAGAACUACAGCCGGAAGGGCCACGAAACCCCACAGCCCCAGCCCAACAGCAAGUACAAGACCAGCAUGUGCCGCGACCUGCGACAGCAAGGCGGGUGCCCGCGCGGGACCAACUGCACCUUUGCCCACUCGCAGGAGGAGCUGGAGAAGUACCGUCUCCGGAACAAGAAGAUCCCGGCCACCGUGCGGACCUUCCCUGUGCUGGGCAAAGCGGGCGCCACCAGCCCCGUCCCCACGGCGGCCGGGAGCGUCCUGUCCAUCCUGGGCAGCCCCGAGGCCGCGGGGAAGCUGGCGGCCAGCUCCAACGGCGUGGGGGGCCUGGAGGGGGGCGGCCUGCCCCAGAUGCUGCCCCGCUGCGCCCAGGCCCCCUCCCCCUCCGCCCUCAGGACCCUGGAGAGCGCCAAGAAGGCCGGCACCAACGGGCAGAGCGCCAACGCCGCCGGGCCCCCCUCGGACCCCCUGCACGAAAGUAAAAUCGGUUCUCCGCCCAAGACGCCGGUCAGCCAAGCCGCAGCUACCUCAGGGGGGCCGCCCCCCCCUCCUCCUCCUCCUCUUCCGCCGCCCCCGCCGCUCGGGACAGAGAUGGGCCCCGUGGCCCCCAAGCCCGGCCCCUUUGCCCCCCGGGUGCCCCUCUUCCCGCCCCAUUCGGAAGCCCUGCCCUACUUCCAGGACCCCCGCACACACCUCCCCUACGAAGCCUCACAGUUCCCACAAGCAGGUUACUACCCGCCUCCACCGCCGGUCCCGGCGUGCCUCCCCCGGUUCGUGAGGUCCGGAAGCGCCGCGGAGCCGCCCCUCCCUCCCUCCUCGGUGCCCUACGGCGACCACUACGGGGCGUUCCCCGCUCGGGACCGGCCCUACCCGCCGCCCCCGCCGCCCUCGCAGCCGUUUGGGGCGGUGCCCCCGGUCCCCUCGGGGAUGUACGCCCCGGUCUACGACAGCCGGCGCAUUUGGCGGCCGCAGGUCUUCCCCCGGGACGAGCUCCUCCGGAGCGGGGCCGUGCCCCCCGUGGACGUGGUGCACCCCUCCGUCUACCAGACCUUCCUGCGGGAGAGACACGGCUCCCUGGACGGCUGCUACUCCGUGGCCUGCCCGCUGCCGCCCGAGCAGAGGACGCUGCCUUUGAAGCCGGCCCACGACGACCCCCUCCAAAGGAAGCCGGAGCCGUGGGCCCCGUGCCACGCGCAGAAGGCGCCUCUCGCGCCACCCACGCCCUCCGUCCUCUCCGCGGCCGCACAGUCCCCGCCGCCUCCGCCUUCCCCUCUUUUCAGCGUGGACUUCGGCUCAGAGUUCUGCGAGAGCCCCGGGGACGCGAGUGGCAGCAAGUACGAGGAGGAGCGUCUCUCGCACUACUCGCCCUGGUCCUGCGGCACCAUCAGCUCCUGCAUCAACGCCAUCGAGUCGGGGCCCAAGGACGUCGUCGCCAACUCGGGCACCGUGCUCUUGGACCUGGAGAGCGUGGACAUGAAGCAGCGGGUGCCCCUCUUCGAGGCCCAGCGGCGGGCGAAGGAGGAGGACCCCAUCAUCCCUUUCGGGGACGGGCCCAUCAUCUCCAAGUGGGGGGCCAUCUCCCGCUCCUCGCGCACGGGCUUCCACACCACCGGCCCCGUCCAAGCCACUGCUUCCCAAGGAAGUGCCACCAAGCCCAUCAGCAUGUCAGAUUAUAUCCCUUACGUCAGCACCGUUGAUUCGAGGUGGAGUUCCUACACGUCGGAUUCCACUCCGUCGCCAUGUUUCCUCGAACGGGACCGGUUCGUCGUGACGGACAUCUCCGCCACAAGGAAGUCCUCUAGCGCUGGAGAGCUGAGCCUAGAGCUGCAGCAGGCCAAAAGCAACUCCCUGCUGCUCCAGAGAGAGGCCAACGCCUUGGCCACGCAGCAGAAGUGGAGCUCCUUGGACGGAGGCGCCCACCUCACCUUAAACCUCCUGAGCAAGGACAUCAACCUGAGGAAUGGCGAGGUGGACUACCCUGAGGACAGUGCGGACGCAAAGCCGGACCGAGACAUUGAACUGGAACUUUCAGCCCUGGACGCCGACGAGCUCGACGGACAGGGAGAGCAGAUCGAAGAGAUUCUGGGCCUGCAGCUCGGGAUCGGAGAGCGAGACGGCGCUCUGUUCAACGGCUCCGCUCUGGAGAACGGCCACACGCCGGAGCCGGAGGAGGCCCGCCCGCCACCGCAGCCCAGCUUAGGUGAAAAUCUUGCUGCUCUGGAGAAGCGGAAAGUAGCCUUGCCGGCGGCGUCCUGCUUCGUCCAACCCGCGGCCCGUUCCUCGUCCGCGGGCGGCGUGAACGGCAGCGUGUCCGCGACAACAAUGAGCCUGGGCAGCCUGGUCCUCAAGACGGCCCGUGUCCCAGGAGAAGGGGACAGAGACUUUGUACGGCCAGUUGCAAACGGCAAGAUGGUGAACAGCUGAGGAGUGUUCUGCUUCCGGAACUAAGGAAGCAAUUACACUUGCUUUUUAAAAUAUAUAUCUAUAUAUCUAUAUCUAAGAUAUAUAUAUAUAUAUAUAUAUAAAAUAUGUCUAUUAUAUAAUGUAUAUUUUUGGAAGAAAAUAGCAUUUGGGGUCGUUUUGUUUCCUGUGAACUCUUUGUUGACCAAUCAGGGCCCUUGUCAUGUUGGGGAAAAGGUAACGGCAACACCACCACUGCUGGGGCCUCGGCUGGGAUUCUGGACAUGGUUUUUCUUGUUAAAUUGGCACCCGGUUGUUCCACGGAUGCGUCUUUGACUUGAGCCGUGCUUGGCAUCUCUCGGGAAAACGUUGCAAGUGAAUUGUUGUGAAUCCGGCAGAUCCUCAGGCGGGUGUUGUGACGAACGAGAAGUGUUUGGCCUGCUUUCUUUCCGUUUGUUUGAUGCGUGAGGGUUGCGGUUGUGUGCUUUUUCGGACUUUGCACGAAAUAGCGCGUCUGUGUAAGCGAGAGAGAGAGGCUGGGGAUGUUCUUGACGUUAAGGCGCCUCGUUCAGGGUCGAUAACACUUCCUUUCCGCUUCGCCUCGUUGUGUUAUACGCAGCGGUGCGCCACUCUGCGCGUCCGUUUCACCUGUGGCCACUUCCGUAGGUCGAGUGGUUUGCCUCUGUGUGGUCACAAAUCCAAGUGCCUGCAUUCUCCAGCUUGCUCGGUCUUCGGACCUUCUCGCAUUGGGAUAGGCAGUGUUCCCUCACUUAUGGGGGGAGUUGCGUUCCAGGACCACCCAUGGAAAGUGAAAAUCCGCAAAGUCGGGACGCCAUAUUUGUGUUGUUUACAAUCUCGCUCGUCAAUCUGCGUCUCUGUGCCGCCGCCUUGUGAGGAGAAAACGAAGCUGCUUCAGCCUUCUUUUCUCUCCCUUCGGCUUCUCCUUCCUUCGUCCUUCCUUCUCCUUAAGAAGGAAGGAAGGAAGGAAGGAAGGAAGGAGAAAGAGACAGGGAGGAAGGAAAAAUCGUAAUUUUGUAAUGGUUUAUUAUAUUCUUUUAGUGUUUAUUGAAAAGAGAAUUCUUCUGGGACUUGGCCGUAUGCUGAGGAUGCCUGUCCUAGAUGUGGGCGAAACGUCAGGAGAGAAUGCUUCUGGGACAUGGCCAUACACUGAGGAUGCCUGUCCAAGAUGUGGGCGAAACGUCAGGAGAGAAUGCUUCCUGGACAUGUCCGUACGCUGAGGAUGCCUGUCCAAGAUGUGGGCGAAACGUCAGGAGAGAAUGCUUCCUGGACAUGGCCAUACACUGAGGAUGCCUGUCCAAAAUGUGGGCGAAACGUCAGGAGAGAAUGCUUCUUGGACAUGUCCGUACGCUGAGGAUGCCUGUCCAAGAUGUGGGCGAAACGUCAGGGGAGAAUGCUUCUGGAACAUGGCCCUACACUGAGGAUGCCUGUCCAAGAUGUGGGCAAAACAUCAGGAGAGAAUGCUUCUGGAACAUGGCCGUACACUGAGGAUGCCUGCCCUAGAUGUGGGCGAAACAUCAGGAGAGAAUGCUUCUGGGACAUGGCCGUACACUGAGGAUGCCUGUCCUAGGUAUGGGUGAAAUAUCAGGAGAGAAUGCUUCUGGAACAUGGUCGCACACUGAGGAUGCCUGUCCUAGAUGUGGUCGAAAGGUCAGGAGAGAAUGCUUCUGGAACAUGGCCGUACGCUGAGGAUGCCUGCCCUAGAUGUGGGCGAAACGUCAGGAGAGAAUGCUUCUGGGACAUGGCCGUACACUGAGGAUGCCUGUCCUAGGUGUGGGCGAAACGUCAGGUGAGAAUGCUUCUGGAACAUGGCCCUACACUGAGGAUGCCUGUCCUAGGUUAACCACGUUUUAUUGAUUAGCCCAUCGGCCGUAUCAAAACAUUUAACACAUAGACAUACAUACAACAUACAACAUACAACCCGCGGUAAAGAAAAGAAGUUAAAAUAAACAAGCUGUUAACAAGACCCCGUUCAGGUCAAAUAUCUGCAUCACCUGCACAGUUUACCCCAAUUGAUUCCAGAUAUGCAAUUCUCAGUUGUGUGGCUUUGAAUAGGAAAAGGGCUGUUUUGUGUGUUAUUUUAGGAUUCUGGCCGGCCAACAAAAAUGAAAUUUUAAUAUGUGGGUCCUAGGUGUGGGGGAAACGUCAGGAGAGAAUGCUUCUGGAACAUGGCCAGAAAAAAUCCCAGCAACCUAGUGAUUCCGGCCAUGAAUCUUUCUAUUUCCUGUCCCGCUUUUGUUUUUGCUGGCAUUUGGUUGGUGUUUCUCUCUCCACUUUGAUUUUUUUAACGUGUCUCGAUUAACUUCUGUGAAGUUGUUUACUCUGGAAAUCGUACUGGAAUAUUUUAGCCAAAAAACGGCAAUUUUCCCCCCACCUGGGUGUGUACUGGACGCAAGGGCGACCGUGUUCCCGGCCAAGGGUUGUCGUUCUUUGCGCAGGACUCGGGCGCUCUUUUGUUGUCUGUCGCCUGUUGUUGACGUUGUAAAUAUCCCAUAAUCCCAGGGCUGGUUGCAUUAGCAUCGAGGAAAGCAUUGUCUGCGUAUCGGAAGCGCUCUUUGUAGUAUAGCGGCCAAAUCGUUGUGCGUUUCAGUGCUUUUCGCUGCCUCGCCGUUGCAGCGAGACAAAGCCAUCGGAAAUUUUUAAAAUCCAGAUUUUGUCCGAAAGGAUCUCUUUUCACGCGCGACCGUUAAUGUCAGUCACGACACCGUUCUUCUGUAUAUAGGAAUUUGUAUCUUAAAAUUUGAAAUGCUUCCGAUUAGGAUUUUCUUUCCGAGUUCAGAUAUCGAUAGAAACGUAGCUGUAUAUGCCAAUGCAAAAAAACUCUCUCGUACAUGGACACGAUCUUCCAUGUUGAAGGCGAUGUUUAUAUAUAAUUUUUUUCUUAAAAAAGGAAGAAAACAAAUCUUAAUGGCUAUUUUGUUACAAAAAUAGAAACCGCGCAAAGCUUUGAGAGACCCGUAUCCGCGGCUUCAGGGAAACCGGGCCUCGUCAGCACAACCUGGGGGCGGAUGUUUACGAGCCGAACAAAUCUGGUGCGUUUUGCCUUUUUUGAUAAUGUCUAAGUUAUAAGAUACACAUAUACACAUAUAUAUGUGUGUGUGUGUGAACCUUCCGACUCGUUACUGGCGAAUUGUUUACAGAUCCAUCGGUCGCGUUGAGACCCGCUCCUGCUCCCUUUUCACCAGUUUUGUUUACAUUGCUUUCACACUGGAAGGGAGCCAUCCGACAGCACCGCCGUUUCCGUACCCGAAAAUGUCCGCGAUGCUUUUGUGGGGAAGCAUCAUGUCCGUACCCGAAAGAGUCCGUGAUACCUUUGUCGGGAAGCGCCGUUUUCGUGCCCAAAGAUCCACGAGACCUUCAUGGGAAGGCUCCGUUUUUGUACCCAAACGAGCUCGCGAUACCUGUGUAGGAAAGAGUCGUUUCCGUACCCAAACGAGCUCCCGAUACCUAUGUAGGAAAGCGCCGUUUUCGUGCCCAAAGAUCCACGAGACCUUCAUGGGAAGGCUCCGUUUUUGUACCCAAACGAGCUUGCGAUACCUGUGUAGGAAAGAGUCGUUUCCGUACCCAAACGAGCUCCCGAUACCUAUGUAAGAAAGAAUCGUUUCCGUACCCAAACGAGCUCGCGAUACCUGUGUAGGAAAGCGCCGUUUUCGUGCCCAAAGAUCCACGAGACCUUCAUGGGAAGGCUCCGUUUUUGUACCCAAACGAGCUUGCGAUACCUGUGUAGGAAAGAGUCGUUUCCGUACCCAAACGAGCUCCCGAUACCUAUGUAGGAAAGCGCCGUUUUCGUGCCCAAAAGAUCCACGAAACCUUCAUGGGAAGGCUCCGUUUCCAUACCCAAACGAGCUCCCGAUACCUAUGUAGGAAAGCGCCGUUUUCGUGCCCAAAAGAUCCACGAUACCUUCAUGGGAAGGCUCCGUUUUUGUACCCAAACGAGCUUGCGAUACCUGUGUAAGAAAGAAUCGUUUCCGUACCCAAACGAGCUCGCGAUACCUGUGUAGGAAAGCGCCGUUUUCGUUCCCAAAGAUCCACGAGACCUUCAUGGGAAGGCUCCGUUUUUGUACCCAAACGAGCUUGCGAUACCUGUGUAGGAAAGAGUCGUUUCCGUACCCAAACGAGCUCCCGAUACCUAUGUAAGAAAGAAUCGUUUCCGUACCCAAACGAGCUCGCGAUACCUGUGUAGGAAAGCGCCGUUUUCGUGCCCAAAGAUCCACGAGACCUUCAUGGGAAGGCUCCGUUUUUGUACCCAAACGAGCUUGCGAUACCUGUGUAGGAAAGAGUCGUUUCCGUACCCAAACGAGCUCCCGAUACCUAUGUAGGAAAGCGCCGUUUUCGUGCCCAAAAGAUCCACGAAACCUUCAUGGGAAGGCUCCGUUUCCAUACCCAAACGAGCUCCCGAUACCUAUGUAGGAAAGCGCCGUUUUCGUGCCCAAAAGAUCCACGAUACCUUCAUGGGAAGGCUCCGUUUUUGUACCCAAACGAGCUCCCGAUACCUAUGUAGGAAAGAAUCGUUUCCGUACCCAAACGAGCUCCCGAUACCUAUAUAGAAAGCGUCGUUUCUGUAAACGAAUGAUCCACAAUACUUCCGUGGGGAAGCUCCGUUUGCGUACCCGAAAGGGUCCGCAAUACUUUUGUGGGAAAGUGCCGUUUCCGUACACAAAAGAUCCACGAGACCUUCGUGGGGAAGCGCAGAGCUUCGUAACAGAGCCCUUGCCAACCCAAGAGACCUGCCAAGCGCCAAAACCUGUGCCGUCUUGCUCUGAGCUUUGACCAAACUGUCGUCACGAUCUCACCACGAAACAGUUGUUUCUUCUGGUUCGGUGCUGUCUCCGUCCACGACUGGACGGUCCGUUUCUUUUUGGGCAGCUUCCAGGAUUGGAGCCGUACCGUAGCCUGUUUUAGGGCCCUGCCUUUCGGAUGCGGGCGAAGAGGUCUCUUGCCCUUCAUUGGCAUUUUGUGUUUUUGGAAAGAUAGCAUCGCGGAGAGUUUGGUUCUGUGACUGGCAGGUUCUUCUCUCGCUUUCCCUUUGUGCUGCCACUGUCGGUAGAAAAACACAAAGUUGUGUCUAGGCGCUCGUUUCGACUCGGGAUCGCCCACUUUGCCAUUUUUAUUUUUGCAGAUUGUGUUGAACACUUUUGCUGCAGCUCGGACAGUCAUUUUCGUGACGGUCAAGAGUUUGCGACUCUGUGGUAAAGCACAGAAAACUAUCACUCCAGGUGUUGUGGACUCCAACUCCCACAAUCCCUUCCUUUUCCCCCUUCAGACGCUUAAGCCUAGGCAGGAACUCGGAAACACAAACAGGAGACCGAUCCUCAUGAGCAACGUUGUCUCCGCUGAUUCGCUUGCAGCCAAAUCACUUCAUUUAAGCCCGACCAGGCUCCCAUGAGAUAAAGGUUCAAAGCAUAGAACACAAUAUCAGACAUAUAUCAACAAGACUCCAACUAAAAUUGUAAACGACUGCAACAUCUGUUCCCCUAUUUGGAAGCUUAUCUCUGAAAAACCGAAUUUAUUGUCAACAAACUGAAGCUACGGCUAAUUGACUGCAUUUACAUCCCGAGGAGUCCUAUAGAACUGCUCCAAGACUACAGAGUCUCUGAUUUGUUUUGACUCCAAGCCAGGUUUGAGCCAAUUGAUUUGUAUAUAUUUAGUUUCACAGCAUAUUACAUACCAUUUUGGAGAGACUGAAUAUACACAUACUGUGUUGCUAACAAAUUUUAGUUGGAGUUUUGUUGAUAUAUGUCUGAUAUAUGUUCUAUACUGAAAACUGCUCUGUGUAGCAUUUAAAUCUGGAUGAUUGCAGUCUAUAAAUCUUUAUACUUAUAAUGUGUCACUACAGCUGACUGAAUUUAGUCAUCAGUUGUAUUAUUAUUUGUAUUAUUGUUAACAUUAUUAUGUAUAUGAUGCUCUAAUAUACAUAUUGUGUUCUAUGCUUUGAACCUUUAUCGUGGUGCAUAUUUUUCAGAUAUUGUUUAGAAUAGACAGCUGUGUUUAGUUAUUAUUAUAUAUCCCAUGAGAUCGUGGCCAGCGCACCUGGGCUGAAGUUGCUGCGGUUCAAGGCUCAACGGUCAUUGUCCAUUUUUCGGUCCUAUUUUCUGGACUGAUUCCUCCCCUUCCCAAAACUAUAUUUAUUACCCCCUCCCCACUUUGCAACGUUUACAUCCGACGAGCCCAUUUUUCUCCCGUUGAAAUACAAAGUAGACACCUCUCCAUCGGACAUAUAUAUAUAUUUGCACACAUCCCACACCCCUGACCAUAGGAAUUUUAGCAUUUUCGUAUUUUUUUGCCCGGACGAAAAACAAAAACACGGUACUGUAGUUGUGAUACAACACACGUGUGGCUUCUCUUCCUACUGCACAGACCAGUCGCAAUGCGCAACCACUUUUACGGAGCCUUUUUACGACCACGAAUAUCCUUUUUUCCCCCCUGGAAGUAUUUUAUUUUGUAUGUUUCUCGUUGCGUUGUCGUUCUUAUAUUUUGUACGAACUUGCUUAGCUUUGGGGAGAGAGGCCUGUUGUGUCGGCUGUGCGGCCGGUUGUGGAUAUUUUUACGUCUGUAUUAGACAUUUUACUUUGCGAAUCUAUUGUUUGAUUGAGAUUUAAAUAAAAAAUUAUACGACGAUGGUGUACACCCAUCAUGUAUCAUAUUAAUAAUAAUAAUAAUAAAGCAGACGCCAUCGUGACGAUGGAGGGAUUUAAUGCUCAUUUUUAAGCUUCUAUUUAAAUAUAUAUAUAGAUAUAUAUAUAUAUAAUUUGCGGGGGGGAAAUCUGUAAAAAUCUCCUUUUUACUCCCUUUUUGUGUUCUAGGAAUAGGAUCGUAAAGGGGAAAGCUUUAGACCGUACGGUCUGUAUUUUCGGGAAGCGUGUGCGUUUGCGUGUGUGUGUGUUUGCGUGUGUUUGCCGUAGCACAUGAGACGAAUCCGUUAGCUUUUCGGGGGGGGGGGGGGGGGCUGGUCACGGACUUUAGCGAAUCGUGGUUCGUUUGUUUUGGUUUUAUUUUAUUUUUCUCAGUGUUUUGAGAGAGAAUUAAUAAUUGCGGGGAGGGAGUGGGGAGAAAACAACAACAAAGUUUGCAGUACUUGACAUGUAUUUGCAUGCCAUAAAUAAUAAUAAUAAUAAAAGAAAAGAAAUUGUCCACCUAA
Molecule: messenger RNA, 11024 nt
Organism: Anolis carolinensis (green anole)
Lineage: Eukaryota; Metazoa; Chordata; Lepidosauria; Squamata; Anolidae
Gene: rc3h2
Product: ring finger and CCCH-type domains 2
Biological process (GO): ubiquitin-dependent protein catabolic process; protein polyubiquitination; nuclear-transcribed mRNA catabolic process, deadenylation-dependent decay
Cellular component (GO): cytoplasmic stress granule
Molecular function (GO): mRNA binding; metal ion binding; RNA stem-loop binding
Source: RefSeq, a predicted model, not a curated record